CCCCAACCCAAGAUGCCGCCGCCGCCUCCUCAAAAACAACAAAAAACAACCAUAAUCGCCAUCUCCGGCCCCUCCAGCAGCGGCAAAACGACCCUCGCCCGACUCCUCCAACGCAUCUUCUCCAAACUAACCCCGCAAUCAAACACAAGUUCAAAUCUCCGAACAUUCAUUGUCCACGAAGACGACUUCUACCAUCCAGAUGACAAAAUCCCCCUAAUCCCCCACCCGCGCAACCCCACCACCUCGAUCCAAAACUGGGAUACGCUUUCCGCACUCGACAUCCCGUUCCUCAGCGCCGCAUUAUCCUACAUCCAUUCGCACGGACACUUGCCUCCGCGCCUACGGUCAAAGGAGGAUUUGAAUGAUGUGGCGGAGUCCGGGGUAUCAGAGGAGGUUGUGUCUCGGAUGAGGGAGGUGGUUAGGGAGCGGGUUCCUGGGUACUUUCUUGAGAGUAAUAUCAAAUCUACUUCUGGGGGUGGGGAUGGGGAUGGUGUCAGGACAAUCGUUUUCCUGGAGGGGUUUCUGCUUUUCGCACCACCCAAGGAGGAAGAUCCGGACCAUGGGUUGAGGGAGGUGCAGGAGAAGAUGGAUGUGAGGUUGUUUUUGCCGGCGAGGUAUGAUAAUGUUAAGGAGAGGAGGGAGGGGAGGAGUGGGUAUGUGACUAUUGGGCCGGCGCCUGUACAGCAGGGUGGUGAGGGUGAGGGUAGUGGGAGUACGGAGUUGCCGCAGAGAGGGUCGGUGGAGGUGGAUUUGGAGAAGGAGGAUGAUCGGCCGCCGCAGAAUUUCUGGACGGAUCCGCCGGGGUAUGUUGAUGAUAUUGUGUGGCCUAAUUACGUACAGGAUCAUGCGUGGUUGUUGUUGCCGGAUAGGGACGAAGGGUCGACGGAGUGGAGGAAUGCGGACACGCAGGAGCUGGUCAAGCUGGUGGGACAGGGAGUGAAUCUGAGAAUGGAUGCGGGUGUAACGGUGGCUCCUGGACAGGGAGAGGCGUCUAUGACGGACAUUCUCGAGUGGGCGGUCGAGGAAGUACUUAAACACAUUGCGGAAACAGAAGGACAAUGACAACCUGGUUCAUCUGUAGUACCUAACUACACAGAGGACCUCCCCAAAGCCACUCCCUUGUCAUCCAUAUCAG
Aspergillus costaricaensis CBS 115574 is the source of this 1135-nucleotide messenger RNA. RefSeq names its product ribosylnicotinamide kinase. The record is from RefSeq and is a predicted model, not a curated record. Lineage: Eukaryota; Fungi; Ascomycota; Eurotiomycetes; Eurotiales; Aspergillaceae. Gene Ontology annotation, cellular component: cytoplasm. The transcript has 2 exons. Bases 13 to 1062 code for a protein of 349 amino acids.